Penicillium odoratum is the source of this 3903-nucleotide messenger RNA. Its product is annotated as putative plasma membrane phosphate transporter Pho87. Gene Ontology annotation, molecular function: phosphate transmembrane transporter activity. Lineage: Eukaryota; Fungi; Ascomycota; Eurotiomycetes; Eurotiales; Aspergillaceae. The transcript has 5 exons. Gene Ontology annotation, cellular component: membrane. Bases 1 to 3903 code for a protein of 1300 amino acids. The record is from RefSeq and is a predicted model, not a curated record. Gene Ontology annotation, biological process: phosphate ion transport; monoatomic anion transmembrane transport; polyphosphate metabolic process.
AUGGUUCCUCGAUUCAACCUAUUUGCAGCCCACAGGGCUGCCACUGCCCUUCGACAGUCGACCGUGUCCUCUGUUGCACCACGCACCGCUGCUUUAUCUCUCCGAUUCCGUGCCGAGCAGUCGGCUCCCGUUCAGAAAAGAUGGAACUCGUCCAAAAAGAACAUUCAGCCCGAUGAACAGAAAUACCCUACACAGGAUCCGCUGCCUUCCGUCCCCGAGGAGGCCGCUGAGAUCUCGAGGAUCAUGGAGAAGGAAAAGAGCUGUGACGGAACACCCUCAAGCCCGGAGUUGGAGCAAGGAUCUCCCGUCGAGCAGAUUCUCUCUCGCGAUGAGAAGGCCCGAAAGCACAUGCCAAAGGUCAUGCAGGAUAAAUUGAAAAAAUCCGGAGGCUCUCGCUCGUUCUCAACAUCCGCUCGCACCCGUUUGCCAGAGACACAAGGCUUUGAAACCAGCAAUGAUGCCUCGGUUGCUAUGCUCGCCAGCAUGAUCGAUCAGGUCAAUUCACAGGCCGCAGAGCGGAUUCCUGGCUUGAUCUUUGAGGAGCCCGAGGCCCCAACCGGCAAGACGUUCAACUUCCGCAAACGCUACGAUUCUAUGCAGGAUCAGUUCACCAAGAUGCUGAUGCAGGACGGCAAGUUGGCUCGGGCACAGAAGAACAUGUCCAUCAUUCUUGACCACCUCCGCACCGCACCUCCUCCUAACAUCAACUCCCGCCACCCCCUUCUUGGCGGUCCUCCUAGCUCUCAGCUCCCUCUCGACCCUGUCCUUUACCUCACUUUGAUUGUUGACUCAGUGGCUCCUCUUUUCCGCAUUCGUCAAUUGAAGGGUAUUGCUGGUGGUGGUGCCGCCUUGCAGGUGCCACACCCACUGACCCUCCGUCAGCGUCGCCGCGCCGCGAUCAAGUGGAUCAUCGAUGCGUCAGACAAGCGACGUGAUGCUCAGCUGGCCCACCGUGUGGCCAAUGAGUUGGUGUCUGUUGCGGAGGGUCGCAGUGGUGUAUGGGAACGAAGAGAUGGACAGCACAAGCUUGCGACAGUGGCUUCCCCCGCGAACUGUGAAUCAUUCGAGCUCGUCGAUUAUAACGUCACGCAUCAGUCUGGAGACGGAGUCCAGAAUUCUGCAUCCGCUGUCCCUCGAUCAUCCCAGCGCGCCUCGCAGGCAUUUGAGCGUACCACUAACGCACGGCCGCUAGCGGGAUUUGGGAUUGGACAGAAGAUUGCGACUGAAAAGACACCAUCGUCUGAAAAGCAGCCUAGGGGCAUCGGUCCCACCCCACUAAGGUUCUGGUCGGAAGCCCUUCGACGUCGGGCACAUAUAGCAAGUCAGAGCAACCCUGCUCUUGACUCUGAGACUGCCGCCAAGAUGAAGUUCUCGCAUAGUAUUCAAUUCAAUGCGGUGCCUGACUGGAGUUCCCAUUACAUUGCAUACAGCAAUCUCAAAAAACUAAUCUAUACACUCGAAAAACAAGUCAACCGACCCGAUGGCCCCGAUGGCCCUGAUGUCGAGUCCGCACCCUUGCUAGGCCCUCAGAUCACCAACCCGGAUGGAAUCUUUAAGCGUGCCCUGGAUGCGGAACUGGAGAAGAUAAAUACAUUCUUUGAGCAAAAGCAGAAGGAGAUCUUUGAACUCACCGACCAAUUAAUGCGGGAUGCCACCGUCUACUUGAAUGAGACAGAUGGCGUCAACAUGGAUCCUGUGAGUGAGACUGUCAUCAAGACUGGUUCUCGUCGCAAUCGAAGCCGUGCCUCUCGCAAUGGGCUCGGUCAAGGGCGUCGAUCUAGUGCUAUCAGCGAUGAUGAUGGAGAUAGCGAUGAUGAGCCGUCCGCUUCGUUACGAAACGUGAGACGCAGGCCGCAGUCGACAGACGGAGAGUCCACGAUAGAUGCACAACCGGGUGACAUGGCAGAUUCUGCAUUCUUCGGGCAAGCAAGCAACCGGGGACUCGCUGGCUCGGAAAUGGGUGAUCAGGCUUUCCUUGACCUCUACAACAACGGGGUGGAGCUGAAGAAACGUCUUGUCGAGGCCUAUGUUGCCCUCUGUGAGCUCAGGUCCUAUAUCGAGUUGAACAAGACUGGCUUCUCCAAAGCUCUGAAGAAGUACGACAAAACCUUGUUCCGAAAUCUACGUCGAGAGUAUCUGGACUCAGUCGUCUCCGUGGCGUUGCCCUUCAGUGAAAGCACGAUGGCGACAGUGGACGCUCACAUCGACAAAGUUGAGGGUGUCUACGCUGAAAUUGUCACCAAAGGCAAUCGGUCUCUGGCCAGUCGCGAACUCCGUCUACACCUUCGUGAGCAAUUGGUGUGGGAGCGAAACACCGUCUGGCGUGAGAUGAUUGGCAUUGAACGCCGUGGCCAGGCCCUGAAUGUAGGUAUUCGUCAAACCCUGCUUGGUCCUGAUGAAGACCCCGAAACUGCGCGGCGGCAAGGUGACAAAGGAGAGAUUCUCACAACUGAAAUUUCAACCCCGUUUGGGCGACUUCAUUUCCCCAUGUGGUUCUGCAGCUUGAGCUUCGCAACGCUGAUCUUCAGCUUUGCUGUUUUUGGUGCUCUGCUUUCUUUGCAGGUGAUGGAAACACCCGAGCAACAAAACUGCCUCGCGAUGCUAGUACUCAUUAGCAUUCUGUGGGCUACCGAGGCCAUUCCCUUGUUUGUUACUUCUCUUUUGAUUCCAUUUUUGGUUGUGGUUCUUGGCAUCAUGAGAUCAGAAGACAAGCCUCACAAGCGAUUGGGUCCUAAGGAGGCAACUAGCGUGGUCUUUGGGGCAAUGUGGACCCCUGUGAUCAUGCUCCUUCUGGGUGGCUUUACCAUUGCGGCAGCACUGUCCAAGUAUGAUAUUGCUCGACGCAUGGCUAUGUUUGUGCUUAGCAAGGCCGGUUCGAAACCGCAUAUCGUCCUAUUGACCAAUAUGUUCGUUAGUAUGUUCUUGAGUAUGUGGAUCAGUAACGUUGCUUCCCCCGUGCUCUGCUAUUCGAUCAUCCAGCCUCUUUUGCGCAACCUGCCUCCGGAGUCGAACUUCGCCAAGUCUCUCGUUCUGGGCAUUGCGCUGGCAGCCAAUGUCGGCGGAGCGGCUUCCCCAAUUGCAUCUCCGCAGAACAUCAUCGCGCUGCAGAACAUGUACCCUAGCAUCAGUUGGGGUACGUGGUUUUUCAUCUCGCUCCCCGUUUGCAUCAUUUCCAUUUUGUUGAUCUGGGGUCUUUUACUGGUGACGUUCCACCCUGGUCGCAACCAAAAUGUCAUCCCCAUGCGGCCCGUGAAGGACCGUUUCACUGGUAUCCAGUAUUUCAUCAGUGCAGUGACUCUUGCAACCAUUGGACUCUGGUGCGUAAGUCACCAACUCGAACAUAUUUUUGGCGAUAUGGGUGUCAUCGCCAUCAUUCCCCUUGUCCUAUUCUUCGGUACUGGUAUUCUCAAUAAGGAAGACUUUAACAACUUCCUCUGGACCAUCAUCAUCCUCGCCGCAGGCGGUCUCUGCCUAGGUAAGGCCGUCACAUCAUCUGGCCUACUGCACACAAUCGCAUCCGGCAUCACGGCUCGUGUCGAGCAUCUCAGCUUGUAUAGUGUACUCCUCGUCUUCAGCGCGCUUAUCUUGGUGAUCGCCACAUUCAUUUCUCAUACUGUUGCCGCAUUGAUCAUCUUGCCCCUCGUUCGCCAAAUCGGCGUCAGCAUGGAGGAUCCCCACCCGAACCUACUCGUCAUGGCGAGUGCGCUGAUGUGCUCUGUUGCGAUGGGAUUGCCCACGAGCGGAUUCCCUAACAUGACCGCGAUUAUGACCGAAGUCCCUCAAACGGGCCAGCGCUAUCUCCAAGUUCGCCACUUCCUCUCACGUGGUAUUCCGGCAAGUCUGAUGUCUUUUGUGGUUAUCGUCACCAUUGGUUACGGCCUGAUGGUUGUUGCCGGGCUUUAA